Molecule: messenger RNA, 1249 nt
Organism: Sturnus vulgaris (Common starling)
Lineage: Eukaryota; Metazoa; Chordata; Aves; Passeriformes; Sturnidae
Source: RefSeq, a predicted model, not a curated record
AUGCCGUCCCCGCUGCCGCCCACGCCGCUGUUCGCCGCGGAGCGCGGGGCGGUUCUGGUGUCGUGCUCGGUGUCGUUUCUGGGCUCGGCUCUGCUGCUCUGCUCCCACGCGCAGUGGCCGGAGCUGCGGACGCGCCCGCGGCAGCUGCUGCUCCAUCUGUCCCUGGCGGAUCUGCUCUCGGCUCUCUCCUACUUCUACGGCGUCCUGCGGGACUUCCAGCGCUCCUCGUGGGACUGCGUGCUGCAGGGAGCCCUGUCCACCUUCGCCAACACCAGCUCCUUCUUCUGGACCAUGGCCAUCGCCCUCUACCUGUACCUCAGCAUCGUCAGGGGCUCGCCCACGGGCCCGGGCUUGCUCUGGGGCUUCCACGCCGUGAGCUGGGGUGUCCCCCUGGCCAUCACGGUGGCCGCUGUGGCUCUGAAGAAGAUUGGCUACGAUGCCUCCAAUGUUUCCGUGGGCUGGUGCUGGGUGGACCUGGACGCUGAGGAUCGGCUGCUGUGGAUGCUGCUGACAGGGAAGGUCUGGGAGAUCCUGGCCUAUGUCACCCUGCCAGUGCUCUACAUCCUCAUCAGGAAGCACAUUAACAGAGCACACGCUGCCCUCUCCGAGUAUCGCCCCAUCCUGCCCGGAGCCCCUGCCCUGCCCCGCGCCAGCGUCGCAGACAAGAAACUCAUCCUCAUCCCCAUCAUCUUCAUCUUCCUCCGCAUCUGGAGCACGGUGCGCUUCAUCCUCACCCUCUGCAACUCCCCGGCCGUGCAGAACUCCGUCCUGGUUGUCCUGCACGGAAUUGGGAACACGUUCCAAGGAGGAGCCAACUGCAUCAUGUUCGUGCUGUGCACACGGGUGGUGAGGGCCAGGCUGCUCUCCCUGCUCUGCUGUGGCCACUGUGCCGAGCUGGGCUGGCCCCCGCAGGGCUCCCGGGGCUCCUGGCAGCCCCCACAGCCCCACAAGGACAAGGACGUGCCUGGCCCUGAGCAGACCAAGCCGCUGCUGCCCAGCACCUGAGCUGCCCCUGGCUGCUGCUGAUUCCUUCUCUCAUGGUGUGGGAUGGUGCCACAGUCCCACAGAGGGAGCUGCAGCCCGGGGAAAGCGGCGCUGGAGAGGCUGAGCCUGGACAGGUCCCGUUCCUCACUCCCACUCUGCAGCCUCGGGUCCUCAGCUGAGCCAGGAUCCUCUGGGACAGACUGUGCUCACUUUGUGCUCAGCCCUGCUCACUUUGUGCUCAGCCCUGCUCACUUUGUGCUCAGCC